Molecule: messenger RNA, 1098 nt
Organism: Puccinia triticina
Lineage: Eukaryota; Fungi; Basidiomycota; Pucciniomycetes; Pucciniales; Pucciniaceae
Exons: 4
Coding region: 1-1098 (365 amino acids)
Cellular component (GO): nucleus; 90S preribosome
Source: RefSeq, a predicted model, not a curated record
AUGACUCCCACCAAGUCCACCAAGGUCACGGUCAGCGCCGAUGCAUUAGAAGACCCGCAAUUCCCAAUUAACGGAACCGAGCAACAGGGCGAUGGACAGUCUGAUAACGAACCGCCAAAGAAAAAACGAAAAAAGGCUAACCAAAAAGCGAAGAAAGCCAGGAAGUCGACCGACUCAACAUCUGCGCCUGUCAAUGCCGAAGCCCCAGAGGGCGAAGAUUCAACUACGCAAACCAAGGGCGAUAACACUGCGAAGGAGGAUUCGAAAGCUGCUGCCAAACUGGGCUUGGCUGAUGGCUCUAGUACGAAACUUACUUCUGAAGAACUCAAGCAAAGAAAGAGGCAGAAAGCUAGAACCAAACUAAAACUGAAGAAGGAGCGAGCUAAAGAGGUGAAGUGUUCAAAAGAUGAACAGUGUCUCCACCUCCAUCCUGCCUCAGAGUCAUCAAAUGAAUCCAGUUCAAUUGGGCUUCAGCCGCCCGAUCUUCAAAUCAAUUACCUCAAAGAUCGACAGAAGCGAGCACUGCCGCUUCUCUCCGACCUCGAGUUUGAAAGCUUACCCUUGGAACAAUCUUGGUUGUUGGACGUCAGUGGCAAGCCACUACGGGCUCACCUCGGCGCGUGGCUAGAAACCGGAGCCGUCCCCGGGCUGUUAGAGGCUGUUAAGGAAAAACCCGAUGUCGUUGGCGCACCGGUGGCUUUAGUUGUCUCGAGUUCCGCUUUGCGCGCUGUUGAUCUGUGCAGAGAGGUCAAGCGAUUGAUCAGCAACCCCAAAGAAUCCGGAGAGAUAACGAAGCUAUUUGCAAGACACUUCAAACUUCCAGAGCAUGUGAACCAUCUCAAGACAACGAAGGUUUCUAUCGGGGUUGGAACGCCAGACCGAAUCUCGAAGCUGUUGACAUACGAAGGCGAUGAAGGAUUGAAGUUGGACCGCUUGCAAUUCCUCCUGCUUGAUGUCACCUGGCUGGACGUCAAAGGUUUCAACGUGGCCGAAUUGCCUGAUUUGAAUCUCAAGACCGCUCUUUGGAAGUCCCUCUUGGGGCUUCCUAAAACGCUCGAAAGACUCCAGUCUGGCAAGACUAAAAUCGUCCUCUUCUGA